Molecule: messenger RNA, 1871 nt
Organism: Eubalaena glacialis (North Atlantic right whale)
Lineage: Eukaryota; Metazoa; Chordata; Mammalia; Artiodactyla; Balaenidae
Gene: TMEM106B
Product: transmembrane protein 106B
Exons: 9
Coding region: 385-1212 (275 amino acids)
Biological process (GO): dendrite morphogenesis; lysosomal transport; lysosome organization
Cellular component (GO): lysosomal membrane
Source: RefSeq, a predicted model, not a curated record
UCCGGGAGUGCUCUGCGCAGGCUCGGGCGCAGGUUGCAGCAGCGAGGGGCCUCAGCUGUUAAGGUUAUUGUGCUACCCCUCCCCCACCCGUGCCCUGCGGCGACCCAGCGCUGCAGGCCCGUUGCUCUAGCCCCAGCACCCGGGACUGCGGACUCCGUGACCCUGUCUUCGGGCCUGUCCGCGCCGGAGCAACUCGGGACUGCGUAGCACCCCGCAUGCCGGCAUUCCAGUGGGAGGCACCCUAUACCUCUGUUAACUGAGAUCGUAAAAGGGUGCAGCUGAGGCCCAUUGAUCCCAGCUCAUCUAAUAUUCCACAUAGACCCCCAAGGUCAAAGUGUGUGGGGACAGUGACGUUAAUUCACCCCUGAACCACCUGUGACUGACAUGGGAAAGUCUUUUUCUCAUUUGCCCUUACAUUCAAAUAAAGAAGAUGCUUAUGAUGGAGUCACAUCAACUGAAAAUAUGAGGAAUGGACUGGUUAAUAGUGAAGUCCAUAAUGAAGAUGGAAGAAGUGGAGAUGUCUCUCAGUUUCCAUAUGUGGAAUUUACAGGAAGAGAUAGUGUCACUUGCCCCACUUGUCAAGGAACAGGAAGAAUUCCUAGGGGACAAGAAAACCAACUGGUGGCAUUAAUUCCAUACAGUGAUCAGAGAUUAAGGCCAAGAAGAACAAAACUGUAUGUGAUGGCUUCUGUGUUUGUCUGUCUGCUUCUUUCUGGACUGGCUGUGUUUUUCCUUUUCCCUCGCUCUAUCGACGUGAAAUACAUUGGUGUAAAAUCGGCAUACGUCAGUUAUGAUAUUCAAAAGCGUACAAUAUAUUUAAAUAUCACGAACACACUAAAUAUAACGAACAAUAACUAUUAUUCUGUUGAAGUUGAAAACAUCACUGCACAAGUUCAGUUUUCAAAAACAGUUAUUGGAAAGGCACGCUUAAACAACAUUACCAAUAUUGGUCCACUGGAUAUGAAACAGAUUGAUUAUACAGUACCUACUAUCAUAGCAGAGGAAAUGAGUUAUAUGUUUGAUUUCUGUACACUGAUAUCCAUUAAAGUGCAUAACAUAGUACUCAUGAUGCAAGUUACUGUAACAACAACUUACUUUGGACACUCAGAACAGAUAUCCCAGGAGAGGUACCAGUACGUUGAUUGUGGAAGGAACACAACUUAUCAGUUGGGGCAGUCUGAAUAUCUAAAUGUACUUCAGCCACAACAGUGAAAACCGAGAGAUGCACCUGGAGAAGAAAUACCUAUUGAUAUUUUCCAAACUCUGAAGGAUGAGGUACUUAACUUCCUGAUAGGAGAUCUUAAAUUGAACAACCUAAAGUUUACACUUCUGUUUUAAAAGUAGAGCUAAGAGUAUGUGGACUUGUAGGUUAUUACAACUCUCUACUCUGUGUUCAUGGUAUUUGUACCAGGAUCUUUACUUGAAUCUAAAUUUACUGAUUGGUUUUCUUUGCUCCUGGUCCCCAAAGGGGAAAACUAAGACUUCUCCUACAGGAUAAUAAAUAAUUAUUUAAAAUUCAUAGCUCUAAUCACUACUGAAAACAUAAUUGAUGAUUUGUGAUGAACAUAAUUAUGUGAUGAACAUAAUUUGAGAAACUUUAUUUCUGAAUGUUUUUAUAGAAAAUUACUGUGGGCCUAUUCAUGAAGACAUUUAAAGAGUAACCUUUUUUUUCCUGUUUUAUAAAUUCCCAUUGCUACUUGGUAGUAUUUCAGCUAUAUGCUAUUUUAGCUUUUAGCUAAAUGUUUUUAUUUUUUCAUUUUGAAAUCCUACUCAUUUGCAUGUUUUUGUCAGUCUUACUUCAAGCUAUUGCUUGCAUAACACUUAAUAAACCAAAAUAAUCUUUGCAAAAUUCUGUACCUAAAAUUUUUAAA